Molecule: messenger RNA, 522 nt
Organism: Rotaria sp. Silwood1
Lineage: Eukaryota; Metazoa; Rotifera; Eurotatoria; Philodinida; Philodinidae
Source: the annotation of a GenBank genome assembly
AUGGCGACAGCAACCGGCAAAAUUUCUUGUGUUAAAUGCAAAAAACCAAAAAACACUGUAAAAUGUGGUGGAUGUUCCCAAGACUUGUGCUUAGAUCACGUGAUUGAGCAUCGUAAAGAACUGAGCGAACAAUUAGAUACAGUUGAAGAUCAAGUUAAUCAGUUCAAAAUUGACGUUGAGGAACGAAAAGCUGAGCCACAAAAGCAUGAAUUAAUGAAACAAAUCGAUAAAUGGGAAAGUGAAUCGAUCGAAAAGAUUCGACAAGUGGCUAAUGAAACUCGUCGUGCACUCUCAUCGUGUGUCAUUACGUUCGUCACAGAUCUUGAUUUAAAAUUGGAGCAGCUUAUACAACAACUCAUUCAAUGUCGGAAAGAAAAUGAUGUUUCUGAUCCAGAUGUUCAGUUUUUUAAUGAAGAACUUAAGCGAUUGAAAGACAUUCUUAAUAAUCCACCAAAUUUCAAAAUUGAAUAUGAUUCAACAUUAUUCAUCAAUAAAAUUCGUUUUGGAAUGAAAGGUAAAUAG